UCUGUUAGAGAAACAUACAGAAAGUAUACUUCUCUUCUCUCCACUUCUUGGGCCUAAAGAUUUAGCUCACACACUUACAUGUAUUGCAGUUUCCUCUGCAAUAUUAUCAGCUGAAGCAAGAAAUACCUCAGUUUGGUUCACUACUCAUCUCAGAACUAUAGAUAUAUAUUGGAUUAAGGAAUGAAACCUGCAAUUCCAUGCCUUUCUAACCAGUUGGAGGGUUAAAAAGGGAAUUGAAGAAGAAAGAAAUGUCUUCAGAGAUACAAACUUGUGUUAAACAUAAGCAGAUUGGGUGCAUAAAUGGGAUAUUCCAGCUGUUUGACCGGCGCCAUUUCUUCGCCGCCAGACAACGUGGCGGCCGUAUCAGCAAAAGAACAUUGAAGGGUGCCAACCGCAAAAGUAUAGAGCCCGGAAUUGCAGCAGAAACGGGAGUGCAAGGAAAGACGGUGCAAGUAGAGGCCAGAGAGGAAAGAAGGGAUUCCAGCAUACUUUCUUCUCCGUGUUCAUCCACUCCCUCCUCACUUGACCAAAUCAAAACCACAAAACCGGAUUUAUCAGUAAAAACUGGGGUCAAAGAUGAGGAAAGAAUCCGUGUAAUGAAGCACAUAACUUCCCCCAGGCAGCCAUUGCAGCAGUGGCAUGAUAUCCGAGAUGUAGUGAAGGACUCAAUGUACAGAGAAGCAUGUUCGUUGCCUUUACCUGCCAAAGAUGUGGCAAAAGAUGAGGGAAGGAGAGUAAAGGUAAUGAAGCACAUAGACUCUCCCAGGCCUUCUCUGAAUUCCAGCCCUGGGAAGCCAUUGUCAACGACGAUCCAUCCUAAAUUUUUUGAAGCUCCAUUUUGUUUGGCAAGGGAGGAAAAUAGAGAUCCUUGCCGAUUCUCUUACGAUGGAAGAGAAUUACGAGAGACCACAUUGAAGUCAACAAUAAGGCAUGGGGAGCAUCCGAGGCUAUCUUUAGACAGUAGGGUGAGGUGCAUAAGAUCUCAAACCAGAUCAGAUUUCCUCCUGCAGAAUCUCCGCGAGGGAAAUGAGGAAUUAGGAAGCCAUAGACGACCUUCGAGUGUAGUGGCAAAGCUUAUGGGUUUGGAUUUGGAAGGGUUCCCUGAAUCACCAAUUUCCAGUUCAGCUGACAGUUAUGUUCAACACAGACAGCGAAAUCAAGAAACCUUCUCUCGAAAGAACAAUUCUUCUUCCCCGUGUUCUAAACCUGCUAAGCCAAUCUCAAGUUCAAGGCUUCCACUAGAACUUGCUCCAUGGAGUAGAUCAGACUCCAGUAGUCCCCGCCAGAAAAGAUCACUAAAAAGUAAAGAAACCUCUGCAGAUCCUCAAAGGGUGUCUGUUUAUAGUGAAGUUGAGAAAAGGAUAACUGAAAUUGAGGUCGAUAAAUCAGGUAAAGAUAUGAGAGCACUCAAACACAUACUGAAGUCAAUGCAGAAAACGAGAGUGAAACUAGACAACCAAGCAAAGGAGCUGUCAGUGCAGCAACACAACCACCCAUCUCCAACUGAAGAAAGCUUUCCUCCUCCCAGGAAGUGCUUAUCUUCCAAACCAAAGCAAUCUGCCAUAGUAAAUAAUAAAGAGCAAAAAAACUUGACACCUAAGAAAAGUAACGCCAGUUACAGGCUUCCUUCAAUACAGAAGGUGAAUAAAGGACUAUCAACUGCAGUGCGAACACCGAAAGAGUUUGAGCACGUGAAUGGGAGACAAGAACCAGCAAGUUUGAGAUUUCCAAAGAGAAGGAUUAGCAUAGAAAAGCAAUCAGAACUGAGCAGGGUUAGAAGAAACCAAAACAAACAAUCCAAAGAGCCAGAAUCUCCAAAUAGAAGGCAAACCCCAAAUUUUUCCAAUCAGCGACAAGGUAAUAACCACCUCAGUGAGAUAAGCAGUGAAGCAGGAAACUAUAGUAAACAGGGUGACACAUCUUCAGUGCAAUCAGAAAGCAACAAUAGCUUGGCCUCAUUCACAGACACAGAAGUCACAAGCACAUAUCAUAAUACCAGAAUGAGGGCAAAAAAACAAGUCAUUCAUGAAGAGACGAAUGAAGAAUCCAGAUUGAGUAGAGACAGAACGAUGGCAGAAGUUGCAAUGCCAAUUAUCGAACAGCCUAGCCCUGUCUCUGUGCUUGAUGCUACAUUCUUCAUUGAAGAUUCUCCGCCCCCUGUGAAGAAGACGAAAUCAUUAGCUUUUGGAGACCAUGAUGUUACAAAUGCUUAUGGAGCAGAAUGGAAUGCAGAGGAGCUGGGGAACUUGCCAUUCAGCACCGGACAGAAUCUUGGCUCGGUACACAAUCAUAAGAAUGUAGAAAACAUUGACAGCCUGUUUCAUAAGUGCAUGCCACUUAAUUCUGUACCUUGUGAAGAUGACAUGAAUGAGAUAGCCCAAUUCUAUCAAAGUCAUACUUCUGACCAUCAAUACAUCACCAAAAUAUUGUUGGCAUCAGGUGUAUUCAAAGAUCUAGAGAGUGUCUCAACAACGGCUCAUCUUCAUCCAUCAAGCCAUCUAAUUAACCCCAUGUUGUUCCAUGUACUGGAACAAGCCGAAGAAAGAAGUUGGCCAACAUAUAAAGGACCCCCAAAAAUAUUUUUUAAGGUGCAAUUGGAGCAGAAAACUCGCAGGAAAAAUGUAUUUGAUACAGUGAAUGAGAUUCUACUCCGCAAAUUAGCUUUAGAACACACCGUAAUGCACGGGCAAAACUUGAGCGGAUAUAAGAUUCUGAAAGAGCUAUAUGCAGAGAUGGGCCAUCUCAGGCCUGAAUCGGACUGCUCCCAAUACACUCAGGAUGAUGAAUUGGAUAGAAUCACAAAGACAGAUUUGAAGCAUGAAUGGGAAGACUGGGUGGAACAUCAUGGCGAGCUUCCAUCAUUGGUAUUGGAUAUUGAGCGUCUAAUAUUUAAGGACUUGCUGACUGAGGUAAUUGGCAGAGGGAAUGCUUCGGUCCAUGAUAGACCACGAAGGCAUCCCAGACGACUAUUUAGCCCCUAAUGGUUUCACAUUCUGUGGUUUUCUCAUCUCAAAACAUCCUUGUAACCUUUUUUUCUUCAAAGUUAUGUAUGAGAUUAGGAAAUACUAAAUGUAUGAUAUCCUCAUAUGCCAACAUCAUAAAGUGUAAAAACUUCUUACCCCGUCCCACACUUUUUCCAUAUUUUCAUCUGGCAAUCUCCAAAAGGAUAUGUACAUUCGGAUGAAAGAUUUCAGGAAAAUAAACUAAGAGUAAUAGC
Cuscuta campestris is the source of this 3217-nucleotide messenger RNA. Lineage: Eukaryota; Viridiplantae; Streptophyta; Magnoliopsida; Solanales; Convolvulaceae. The record is from the annotation of a GenBank genome assembly.